AAAGUAUUGAAAUUGUGGAGCACUUAAAAGCAGUAGUUGGUGGAUUGUGAGGUUAGAACUUAGAGGCAGUAAAUUUCUUCAAUUUUAUUAUUUUUAAGCUUCCAUUCGGAACGAAAGUAAAGAAGAAGAUUAAGAUGGCUUGGAUGACAAGAUUUCUAACCGCGGUGGCGUUUCUGGCAAUCGGGGUAAUUUUCUCGCCGGAAACCUUCGGAUCGAAAUCGGACGGCCAGAACUCGCCUGUGCUCGUGACCGGACUGAAAUUGGCUCACCUCCUCUGCUUUUCCACUGCCUGGGGCGCUGCCUUGUGGGUGACCUUCAUCGGCGGCAUUAUCAUGUUCAAAAAUUUGCCGAGGCAUCAGUUUGGGAAUUUGCAAAGCAAGAUGUUUCCAGCAUACUUCUCCAUGGUUGGGGUUUGCUGUGCAGUGGCAGUUGGGUCAUUUGGGUACUUGCAUCCUUGGAAAACUUCCGGGUCAACUGAGAAGUACCAGCUUGGAUUUUUACUGGCAGCCUUCACUUUCAAUCUCAGCAAUCUUAUUAUCUUUACGCCCAUGACAAUAGAGAUGAUGAAGCAAAGGCACAAGAUAGAGAGAGAAGCAAAUAUAGGGGAAGAAGUUGGGUGGACCAAAAACCAACAAGUUGCGAAGAAAAAUCCGAAGCUUGCUGCCAUGAACAAGAAAUUCGGAAUGAUUCAUGGAUUAUCGUCUCUUGCUAAUAUCUUUGCUUUUGGUAGUCUUGCUGUUCAUUCCUGGAUCUCGAGAGACCGCUACCCAAAGGUAAGAGGUCGUGGCUCGGAGAAAAUUUGUUGUCCGGUUGGAGGAUUAGUAACUCGCCAAUUGGGGCAGAUAAUAGCUUCUAUUGGUAAGAAAAGCGUUCACAAUCACAAAGCUCAAGAUGUGGCAUCUAAACGAGGAAAGCUUUUGACAGAGGAUUUCCUUUUCCUGAUUCGCAAGGAUUUGCCGAAACUAAACCGCUGCACGGAAUUAUUGUCGAUGAAUGAAGAACUUAAGCAAGCAAGGAAGGCUUUUGACACUGACGAGGAGAAAGUUUUAACAGUUGAAUGA
Striga asiatica is the source of this 1061-nucleotide messenger RNA. Lineage: Eukaryota; Viridiplantae; Streptophyta; Magnoliopsida; Lamiales; Orobanchaceae. The record is from the annotation of a GenBank genome assembly.